Molecule: messenger RNA, 4464 nt
Organism: Rotaria sp. Silwood1
Lineage: Eukaryota; Metazoa; Rotifera; Eurotatoria; Philodinida; Philodinidae
Source: the annotation of a GenBank genome assembly
AUGGUGAAUAGACAAGAAAAUAAAGAAAGUAUUACUAUUGUUUGGUUUGAUUCCAAUAUUCAUUUAUACAAUCAUGCAAAAAAUAUUAAUGAACAAUUACGUCAAAUAAAUGAUUAUAAUUUAUAUUAUAGUGAAAUUGAAUCUUGCAUAAACUAUAUUCAAUCGAUUGAUAAAGAGAAAAUUUUCUUGAUUACAUCGAAGUUAUCACAUGAUCAAUCAGCUAAGAAUGAAAUGAUCAAUCUAUAUCGUCAAUAUUAUCAAGAUAAUUUAAAAAACUUAAAAUUAAUUGAGAAAUUUGAACAUGAUUAUUGUUCAGACAAUGUUAUUCAAUGGUAUUCGAAUAGAUCAUUUCCAUAUAAAAUAAUUAAGAAACAAUUACAAAAAAAAGACAUGAACCAAUUGUACACAUUGAGGUAUUUUAUAAGAGAUCUUAUACAAAAUUUUGAAUGUCAAUAUCAAAAUAGAAUUCAUUAUGAAAAAGAAAAAAGUCUGAUCGUUUAUCGAGGAAUUAAAUUAUCAAGAGAACAACUUGAAAAAUUCAAAGAAUAUGAAGGAAAACAUAUUUCAAGCAAUGGAUUCUUGGCGGCAACUCGAUUUCGAUUAAAAGCAUUGAAUUUUGCUAGAAAAUCAGUAAGACAAACAAAUUUCAUUGCUGCCAUUUUAGAAAUUGAAUGUAAUUCUGAAGAUUUUAACAAAAAUAUUAUCUUUACUGACAUAGAUAAAUCUAAUGAAGUUUCUUAUCAAGAUGAUAUUCUCUUCAAUUUAAAUGUUACAUUUAAUUUAAACAAUAUUGAAUUUAAUGAAAACAUCUGGAUUAUUAAAAUGAAUAUUUCGAAUGAAGGAAAAACUAUUCUUAAAAAAUAUAUUGAAGAUACACGGCAUCAGAUUGAAAAUCUAAAUAUUGAAAUUGUAUUCGCACGUCUUAUGUUAGACAUGGGUCAAUGGGAUCAAUCACAAAAAUAUUUUGAACGUUUGUUAAACAAUCGAAAUUCUACAGAUCAAGCAUGGAUAGAACAUAGUCUUGGUGAAAUUCAUCAUUUGAAACGAGAAUUUAUUCUAGCACCUAAAUAUUAUAAUCGUGCUUACAAUCGAAUGAUGAAUCCGAAACAAAUCCGAAUCAAAGAUUCAGCUCGAAUACUUUCCGAUAUAGGAGAACUUCUCUAUUUAGAAGGAAAAUUCGAAGAAGCGAUAAAUUUUCAUAAACAAGCGUUAAAAAUUCGUAAGGAAUACUAUUCUUCUAAUCAUGUACAUAUAGCAACUAGUCUGCGUAAUAUUGGUGAUGUUCUCCAUAUGCAAGAGAAACAUGAUCAAGCAUUCGUACAAUUUCAAGAAGCAUUAACAAUCUUGGAGAAAUAUUAUAAUUGUUGUCAUGUUGAUAUUGCCAAGUGUCUAGUUUCUAUUGGACUCUGUGUUCGUGAGCAAGGAAAUCUCGAUAAAGCUCUCGGCUUUUAUCGACGUUCAAUAGCAAUCUACGAAAAAUAUUAUCCUUUCGGUCAUGUAUACAUUACAUUGGCACUCAACGACAUGGCAAAUAUUCUUUGUCGACAAGAUAAAUAUGAUGAAGCUAUUGACAUUCAUCAUCGAGCAGUAAAAAUGGAAAAGAAACGUUAUCCAGUUGAUCCUAUGAUUACUGCUUACAAUCUUUGUACUAUUGGUAAUAUUAAUUAUGGACAAGAAAAUUAUAAUUAUGCUUUAGAAUUCUAUCAGCAUUCAUUCACAAUAUUGAAACAAUAUUUGUUUUAUGGUCAUAUUGAACUUAACUAUCUUCUGCAUAACAUUGGUGAUACUCUUUGUAGAUUAGGACACCUUGAUAAUGCCAUGAACUUUCAUCGACAAGUACUUACUUUGCAAGAGAAGUAUUAUCCAUCAUUUCAAGCCGCCAUAGCAUACACCUUCAAUCGCAUCGGACACAUACUCAGUGAUGAAGCAAAAUAUGAAGAAGCUUUAUAUUAUUAUAAACAAGCAUUAAUGAUGCAAAACAACUACUAUCCUUUGGGUCAUGUGAAUAUAGCUUUUACAUUUCAAAAUAUAGGUAAUGUAUUAUCUCUACAAGAAAAAUAUGAUGAAGCUUUGGAAUCCUAUCGACAAGCAUUUUCGAUACUCGAAAAAUACUGUAUAUAUCCUAGUAGUGACAUUGCUGAUAAUUUGAUUGGUAUCGGUCAUAUUCUAAUUAAUCAAGAAAAGUUCGAUGAAGCUAUGGACUCCUAUCAAAGAGCAUUAGACAUUCUAAAGAGUUAUUAUCAUUCUGAUCAUCCUAACAUUGCUAGUAUAUUUACCAAUAUUGGUAAUGUAUUUCGUCGACAGGAAAAGUUCGAUGAAGCCAUGAAAUAUCAUAAAAAAGCAUUAGAAAUUUAUGAGAAAAAUUAUCCUUCAGGACAUAUCAGAGUUGCUAUAACACUUACAUAUAUCGCUUUUGUACUAGAGAAUGAAAAAAAGUAUGAUGAAGCAUUGGAUUUCUUGCAACAAGUGCAUUCAUUACUUCUAAGACUUGGAAAUUAUUAUCCUUCAGAACAAUUACAAAUUGCUCAAAACCUAAGCAAUAUGAGUGUCAUUCUAUGUUCACAAGAUAAACAAGAACAAGUUCUUGAAUAUCGACAACGUGAACUAUCAAUCAGAGAAAAAUUCUUACCAUCUGAUCAUCCCGAUAUUGUCACUAGUUGUAUAGAAAUGAGUCGUAUUUUGUAUAAUCAAGGUAAAUAUGCCGAUGCUGUUAAAUUUCAACAACGAGCUCUAGCAAUUCAAGGAAAACGUUAUCCAUUGAAUCGUAUGAGAAUAGUUGAACAAUUGACUGAUAUUGCUAAUAUUUUCAUCGAUCAAGAAAAAUACAAUGAAGCUCUUGAUUUUUAUCAACGAACAUUAUAUAUUCGAGAAACAUUUUAUCCAGAUGAUCAUGAUGGCAUUGUCAUUCUUCUUUCCCCCAGCACAUCGUGGGGCCUGAAUACAUUUAGUCGGCAAAGAAAAUAUGAUGAUGCACUCGAUUUUCAAAAGCGAGCAUUCAAAAUACGAGAAGUUCAUUAUCCAUCAAGUCAUCCGUACAUUCUUUAUAAUCUCAACAAUAUUGGUAAUAUCCUUCGAGACCAAGAGAAGUAUAAUGAAGCUCUUGAAGAUUAUCGACAAGUACUUGCUAUGUGUCAAGAAUUUUAUUCAUCCAAUCAUAAUGAUAUUAUUGCUUGUCUUAGUAAUAUUGCUGAUGUACUUAAUGAUCAAGGAAAAUACUCUGAAGCACUUGCCUAUCGACAACGAAUAUUAGCGAUAAGAGAAGAACAUUGUUCAUCAAAUCAUGAUCAAAUUGCAAGUGAUCUUACAAACAUCGGUCAUCUUCAAAUACGUCUAAAAGACUAUGAUAAAGCUCUCGAAGUCUAUCAACAAGCACUCUCUAUCAGAGAACAAUAUUGUUCAUCUGAUCAAGUUGAAAUUGCCAAUAGUCUACAAGAGAUCAGCUAUGUUCUACAAGAACAAACAAAGUAUGAUGAAGCUCUUGAUCUGGAACAAAAAAUAUUGAAAAUCUAUGAGACAUUGUAUCCAGAUGGUCAUGCUAAUACGAUUUCGUGUCUUAAUCGUAUGUCAAAUAUUUUAUGUGAACAAAAACAAUACGAUAAAGCAUUCGAACUUCAACAACAAGCAUUAGAAAUCAGUGAAAAAUGUUCUACAUACAGUCAUACAAGUAUUGGUAGAACUUUCGGUUAUAUAGGUAACACAAUGUAUAUGCAAGCUAGAUAUGAUGAAUCCAUUGACUUUUAUCAAAAAGCUUUGAUACACUACAAAAAGGAUUAUCCUUCUGAUUAUGCAGAUAUGGCCACUGUAUUACUUAAUAUGAGUGCAGUUUUCAAAGCACGAUUAGAAUACGACGAAGCUCUGGAUAUGCAACAUCAAGCAUUAGAGAUUCGGAAGGAACAUCGACCAUUUGAUCAUUUCAUGAUUGCCAAAAAUUUGAUAGAAAUAGGUGAUGUACACUAUCAACAAGAAGAGUAUGAUGAUGCUCUUAAUUUUUAUCAACAAGCACUAUCUAUAUUUGAAGAAUAUCAUCCUAUGCAUCAUAUUGAAAUAGCUAAUUGUCUACGAGAGAUCGCAAAUAUUUGGAAUACAAAGACUGAUGUUGAUCGUGCUAUUGAAUAUUGCAAAAGAUGUCUAUGUAUUAGAGAAUGGAGUUUAUCUAAAAAUGAUCCUAUGAUUGCUGACACUCUAAUCUAUAUGAGUCAACUUCAAAGAAAUGGAAAUUACCAUGAACUUUCCUUGACAUAUGAAAUGAAUGGCUGUUUAAUGCGUAUGAAAGUUUUACCACCAGAUCAUGUAGAGAUUGGUGAUAGUUUUUCUCGAAUUGGUCAAAGUUAUGAGCAUCUCAAUAAACCAAAAUUAGCACUCGAUUAUUACAAACAAGCAUUAGCUAUCUACGAAAAAUGUUUACCCUCUUGGCAUGAACAUCGAAUGGAUAUAGAAGCCAGUGUAGAACGAUUGUCAAACUAA